AUGAAUUCCAAAUGGAUAUUUUUCCUACUAACCAUUUCAACAAUGUUAGUAAUAGGAAAAACACAAUCAAUAUCAUCAGAGGAACCUUUGGUGAAAAUAGUAAAGGGAAAGAAACUAUGUGACAAAGGGUGGGAAUGUAAAGGUUGGUCUGUGUAUUGUUGCAAUGAGACUAUCUCUGAUUAUCUUCAAACGUAUCAGUUUGAGAAUUUGUUCUCAAAGAGGAAUGAUCCAACGGCGCAUGCGGUUGGAUUUUGGGAUUAUCGUUCUUUUAUUACUGCUGCUGCACUUUAUCAGCCUCUUGGAUUUGGUACUUCUGGUGGAAAACAUGGUGGACAGAAAGAAGUUGCUGCUUUUCUUGGUCAUGUUGGAAGCAAGACCUCUUGUGGUUAUGGUGUAGCUACAGGAGGGCCCUUAGCAUGGGGCUUAUGCUAUAAUAAGGAGUUGAGUCCUGAUCAAUUUUAUUGUGAUGACUACUACAAAUUAACCUAUCCAUGUAGUCCUGGCGCAGCAUACUAUGGCCGCGGUGCCAUACCAAUUUACUGGAAUUACAACUAUGGGAAAUUGGAGAAGCCUUAA
Molecule: messenger RNA, 576 nt
Organism: Vicia faba (fava bean)
Lineage: Eukaryota; Viridiplantae; Streptophyta; Magnoliopsida; Fabales; Fabaceae
Source: the annotation of a GenBank genome assembly